AUGGCGAAUAAGGAGCUUCAAGAAGCCUACAAGGAUUUUUCAGUUGAUGUAAGCUUAAAAUCCCCUGGAGUUCCCCUAACUCAAUAUUUUUAGUUAGACAAAGUUGAUGCUUUGGGUCGAUUAUUAGAAGCAAUGGAGAAGGGCGAUUUGACCGAAGAAUUGUUGGAAAAAUGCCCAGAAAUCUUGGAGGCCAAGAAGAAAAAUGAUAAAUUGAAGUAUAGAAAGGAGAUUUUGGAGAAGGUAUGGGACAAGGGGGAUGAACUUCUGAUAAAUCGUGAAAUAUACCAAAUCGACCAUGCUGAUCAUGAUUCCGAUGUCAAAAAUUGCCAAAACCCCCGUGAGCACGUUUCUGAAGCUGCAAAGUUCAUUUUCAGCGUGUUCUGGGGUGAAAAAUCAAAUUUUCUAGCUUGGAUAAGAUUUUUCAGCACAUUCAAAAACCUCGUAACAUUUGAGAUCAUCAAAAAAAGAUUCUGAAAAUCGAUUUUCUCAGAGAAUCGCGGUUUUCAGACCGUAAUCCUCUGAAAAAAUCGAUUUUCAGAAUCUUUUUUGAUGAUCUCAAAUGUUACGAGGUUUUUGAAUGUGCUGAACAGCAUUAUCCAAGUUAGAAAAUUAGAUUUUUCACUCUGGAGCAUGCUGAAAAUGGCCUUUUCAGCUGCAGAAAUGUGAUCACUAGGGUUUUUGACAUCGGAAUCGUGGUCAGCAGUUGGUAUAUUUUACUAUCAUUUAUCGAAAGUCCGUUUUCAAGACCUAAAAUUAACGUGCCUGGAGGAUUUUCGGGAAUAUUUUAGCUAGAAAUGGGAGAAUUUUUGAACGUGGAAAUUUCACGCCCCGAAAAAAAUUUAAAAAUUUUCAGAGCGUUGCUCGCCAGACCGCUGAAAAUGCGAAAAAUGGAAAAACUCAACAACCAGCCGAGAAAAAGAAGAAGCAAGAAGGAGACAAGGGAAAAACGUGCGUGUAAAUUUUUUGAUUUUCAACAAAAAUAUGUGCUAAUAAAAAUCUGGUCUAAGUCGAGCUCUCAUGAAAAAUCUCUUCCAAAUAACAGUGAAAUUUUCAGUGGCGGAGCCGCUCCAAAACAAGCCAAAAAAUACGACUAUGUUCAAGUGGAGGAUUAUGGAAGCAGUAUUUUGGGAAGACUUCAGGAUUUGUUCAAAACCGCGAUUUCGCAAGCUUAUCCUAGAUUCGAUGUCCCGCUUUUGUUGGCCGAGACACCGAAUCCACAAUUUGGAGAUUAUCAAUGUAAUUCGGCGAUGCCGAUUGCAGCGGUGGGUUUUUCUUCGGGCGCUCUGUAAACCGCAAGCUUCCGCGCAGCGGCAACUGCGGAUUACUAUAUGUAAGAUUCCCGCGUGGCCGUUGCGCGGAAGCUUGCGGGUUACACUCGCGCAAAGCGCUCGAAUUACAAAACUCAACUCCUAAUAUGAGUUAUGACGUGGCAAAGUUUGAAAAAUCCUGGUUUGACAAGGCUAAAACUAACUUCAAAAAUGAUUUUCAUGAGAAUCUGAUAUCACAGAGAUGUUCAGAAGAUUAGAUUACAUGAGUACAGAAGGUUUUUCUGAAAUCCGAAAGAUUUUUAAGAAAAGUUGCAGAUUCUAAUGGGGGUCAAACCGGAAAAAAUUAAAUGAAAAACGUUUUUCGACAAAUUAUUUCGAUUCAGAAAAUUUCAAAAACUGUACAAUUUUCCUAUGGAUAAAAUUUCAGAAAAUAGGAAAAUGAUACAGUUUUUGUCGAAAAACGUUUUUCAAUCAAUUUUUUUCGAUUUGAAUCACCCCAUUAGAAUCUACAACUUUUUCCUAAAAAUCUUUCGGAUUUCAGAAAAACCUUCUGUAAUUAUCUAAUCUAAUCUUCUGAAUAUCUCUGUGCUAUCAGAUUUUCAUGAAAAUUAUUUUUUGAGUUAGUUAUAGCCUUGUAAAAUCAGGAAUUUUCAGACUUUGCCACGUCAUAACUCGUAUUAGCAAUUCGAGCGGAGCGAGUGUAAACCGCAAGCUUCCGCGUCAGCGGCACUGUCUUCCGCUUUAGCGGCCACGCGGAUUACUAUGGCCUGAAUAUCUGUAAGAUUCUCAAGUCAUAGUAAUCCGCGUGGCCUCUGCGCGGAAGCUUGCGGUCUACACUCGCGCAAAGCGCUCGAGAAUAUCCCCCAUUUUUUCCAGAAGCUCAAAUCCACCGGAGUCAACAAAAAGCCAGGAGACGUUGGUCAAGAAAUCUUCGCAAAACUCCCAAAAUCCAUCGAAUUCAUCGAUAAAAUCACAGUUAUGCCAGCUGGUUUCAUCAACAUCUUCUUAAAUCAAGAAUAUAUCAAAAAACAGAUCUCAAACCUGGCUGCAAAUGGAAUUCAAUUGCCAAAAAUUGCGAAGCGUCGAGUGCUGGUUGAUUUUUCAUCACCAAAUAUUGCCAAGGAAAUGCAUGUUGGACAUUUGAGAUCUACAAUUAUUGGAGAUUCGAUUUGUCGAUUAUUAGAAGCUGUUGGUUUUGAUGUGUUGAGAAUUAAUCAUAUUGGAGAUUGGGGAACUCAAUUUGGAAUGCUCAUUGCUCAUUUAUAUGACAGGUUUCCGGAUUUUGAGACAAAGAUGCCUGAUAUUUCGGAUUUGCAAGCGUUUUAUAAGGAGUCGAAGAAGCGAUUUGAUGAAGAUGAGGUUUUCAAAAAACGCGCCUAUGAAUGUGUUGUGAAAUUGCAAAGUCAUGAGAAGGAUAUUGUGAAGGCGUGGACGACGAUUUGUGAUGUUUCGAAGAAAUGUGAGGGUUUUUUGGGAAGGGGCUUAGGAUCAGGGGGAAUUUUUGUCCAUAGGUAUCUUGUGAGCCAAGUUCUGGGCUCCCAAAAAAUUCAAAAAAUCGGAAGUUAUCAUAACUCAACUCACAAUGGUUUUUGUGAAAAACUGAAUAUGACAAAAUGAUAACCUAAAUCUCAAUGGUUUGAAUUUUGAAGUGUUGGGUAGAGUUUUGCGAAAAUCAUUGAAAAUUUAUGAAAUGCUGAUAUACCUGCAUUUUGAAACAUAUUUUAUCCUGUAAUUUUUCAUGAAACAGUAAUUUUUUUUCAAAUUUUAUUGUUAAAUCUAGUUUUUCUCCAAGAAUCUGUGUUUUUUUUUCUAGAAAAGUUUCAAGUUUCUCUUUUAAUUUUAAUUGAAAAUCAAUAUCGUUUGGAAACGUAUUUUUUUCCAUUAUUUUUUUUUGAUACAAAUUUCUUGAAACAGUAAAAUUUUUUAAAAUUUUAAAUCUAGUUUGUUCCCGAAAAAAUCGUGUUUUUUUUUGGAAAAAGUUCAAAUUUCUCCUGAAAAUUGAGCCCUAAAAUAUAUUUUCAGAAUCCACGUGGCUGAAAAUUUUACGUUAUAAUUCGAAAUUUUUUUUUGAAAUUUUAAUAAUACUCUAUUUAAUCCUGAAAAUAUUAUAAGUUUAGGCCCAAAAAUCCACGUGGCAUAUUUUCACUUCAAAAUUUGAAUCUUGAAUUUUUCAGAAUUAAAAAAAUCGAAUUUUCAGAAUCCACGUGGCAUUUUGUUUUUCACCUAACAUUGAAAAUUGAAGCACAAAAAUUUCCCGAAAAUUCUACGUUUCAAAUUUUUCAUAAGAAUUUUAUAAUUUUUUUGAAAAUUUGAUUAAUCACUUCCAAAUUGAAAAUAUCAAAGUGGAUUGAAAUUUUGGAAAUCGAAAAUUAUUAGUAAUUCUGAGCACAGAAAUCCACGUGGCAUUUUUAUUUUAACUCGAAAAAAUGAAGCAGAAAAAUUUCCCGAAAAUUCACUGUUUCAAAUUAAUUAUGAGAAUUUUGGAAUUUUUUCGAAAAUUUGAUAUGCAAUCCUCUAGAAUUUGAAAAUAUCUUGAUUUUGUGCCCAAAAAUCCACGUGGCAUUCUUAUUUUAACUCAAAAAAUUGAAGGUGAAAAAUUCCCGAAAAUUCACUGUUUCAAAUUUAUCAUAAGAAUUUUGGAAUUUUUUGAAAAUUUGAUUAAUCACUUCCAAACAGAAAAUAUUAAAGUGGAUUGAAAUUUUGGAAAUCGAAAAUUAUUAGUAAUUCUGAGCACAGAAAUCAACGUGGCAUUUUUAUUUUCACCUAACAUUAAAAAUUGAAGCAGAACAAUUUCCCGAAAAUUCUACGUUUCAAAAUUUUCAUUAGAAUUUUGGAAUUUUUCGAAAAUUUGAUUAAUCACUUCCAAAUUGAAAAUAUUAAAGUGGAUUGAAAUUUUGAAAUUGAAAAUUAUUAGCAAUUCUGAGCACAGAAAUCCACGUGGCAUUCUUAAUUUAACUCAAAAAAUUGAAGCUGAAAAAUUCGCAAAAAUUCACUGUUUCAAAUUUAUGAUAAGAAUUUUGGAAUUUUCUUAAAAUUUGAUUCAGUACGCUUGAGUUUUUUGAAAAAAAUUGUUCGAAAUUAGCUUAUUUUAUUGAAAUUUUAUAUAAAACCGAUUGAAAUUCCCCAGAAAAAAUUACACAAAAAAUCCACUUGGAAUUUUCCUUUUUCAUCCAAUUUUUGAAAUUUCACACAAAUAAAAAAUUCACUGUUUCAAAAUUUUGAUUUAAUUUUUAUGACUUUCUUGGAAUCUGAUACCAUCUACCUCCAUCUACCAGAAAAACAUCUGAACCGAAAUUCACUUCAAAAAUAGAUGUCAUUCGAUUUUUGAGGCUUUCCUGGUUAAAAAUUGAAUCCUAUAAGCUCUAUAGUCAUUUUUGAGUUAAAGAAAGUCGGAUAUUUUUUCAGAUAAUCAAAUCGUCUACAAUCAAUUGGAUAUCAAAAUCAAAGAUGUUGGAGAAUCCUUCUAUCAAGAUAAAAUGAUUGAUUUAGUAAAAUGGAUCAAAGAAAACAAACCAGGACAAUUGCAAGAAGAUGAAGGAAGGCAAAUCAUGUUCCCAAGUGAAUGUGAAGUUCCGCUAACUGUUGUUAAAUCUGAUGGAGGAUUCACAUACGAUACUUCAGAUUUGGCUGCACUCAAAUAUCGUAUCUUUGAAGAGAAAUGCGAUUGGGCUAUUUAUGUUGUUGAUGCUGGACAAAGUUUGCAUUUGGAGGUAAUUUUGAGCUGAUUUUCAUCAAAAUUGUGAUUUUUAGAGGCCAAACAAGCCUAGGCUCGAAAAAUUCUCGAUUUUUAGAAGCUUCAAAACCUUAGAUUCAAUUUUUGGGGAUUUUUUGAGUCUAAAUAAGUGCUGGCCUGAAAAUUCUAGAUUUUUGAGCCUAAAUAAACCUAGACCCAAUUUUUGAGGAUUUUUUGAGUCCAAAUAGGUCCAGGCCCAAAAAUUCUGGAUAUUUCAAGCCUAAAUAAGCCUAGGCCCAGAAAUUCUAGAUUUUUAGGGGCUAUAUAAACCUAGACCCAAUUUUUGGGGAUUUUUCGAGCCCAAAUGAGCCUAGUCCUGAAAAUUUUAGAUAUUUCAAGCCCAAAUGAGUUUAGGCCCAAAAAUUCUGGAUUUUUCAGCCCCUAAAAGCCUAAAGACGAAAGAUCUAGAUAUUUUGAGCCUAAUUAAAGGGCUGAAAAUUUACAGUUUUUCUAAAAAUUAUCUAAUCUGAGCAAUGCAAAAUUCAAUAAUUUCUAAUAUGAGCAAUGCGAGGUUAAUUUUCACAGAAUUUGACUCAAAAACAUGAAAAAUUCCUUUUUUUUAUUGAAAUAAAUUAAUCUGAGCAAUGCAAAAUUCAAAAAUUUCUAAUAUGAGCAAUGCUGGGUCAAUCCUUGUAAAGUUCUUCAAAACAUGCUAUUCUUCACAAAAUUCGGCUCAAAAACAUCAAGAAAUUUGAUUCUUGCUAAUCUGAGCAAUUCAGAAAUGUAUUUUCAGACAGUUUUCGCUGCUGGCCGUGAUUUUGGAUGGUAUGAUGAAUCAGUGAAAAGAAUCGAACACGUCGCAUUCGGUUUAGUCCUCGGAGAAGAUCGUAAAAAGUUCAAAACCCGAAGUGGCGAAACAGUUCGAUUAUUAGAUUUAUUAUCCGAAGGUGUUAAAAGAGCCAGUGAGAAAUUGAAGGAGAAAGGAAGAGAUCAAGUUAUGACAGAAGAGGAAUUGAAUGAAGCCAGAGAUGCGGUGGCAUUUGGAUGUGUGAAAUAUGCGGAUUUGUCGCAUACCAGAACUCAGGAUUAUGUAUUCUCGUUUGACAGGAUGUUAGAUGAUCGAGGAAAUACUGCGGUUUAUUUGCUAUAUGCUUACGCGAGAAUUCGAUCGAUUGUUAGAACUUCGGGAAUUCAGCAAGAACAAAUUGCGGAAUAUAUUCGAAAUACACCGAUUUUACCAUUAAAUCAUCAGGCGGAAAUGAAAUUGUCGAAACAUUUGUUGAAAUUGGCGGAUUGUGUGUUGCAAGUUGUUGAUUCGUUGAUGCUUCAUCAAGUGAGUUUCUGGAUUUUUUUCCCAAAAAUUUUGGGAUUUUUUGAGCCUAAAAACAAAAAUUCUGGCUUUUUGAGCCCCAGGCUACAAAAUUCUGGGUUUUUGAGCCUAAAAACAAAAAUUCUGGAUUUUUUGAGCCUAAAUAAGCCUAGGCUAGAAAAUUUUGGAUAUUUUGGGCCUAAAAACAAAAAUUCUGGCUUUUUGAGCCUGAAUAGGGCUAGGCCCGAACAUUUGGGAUUUUUUGAGCCUGAAUAGGGCUAGGCAUGAAAAUUUGUGAUUUUUGGAGCCUAAACAAGCCUAGGCCCAAAGAUUCUGGAUUUUCAGCCUAAUCUGAGCAAUGCUCGGUCAAUUUUCACAGAAAUUAGCUCAAAAACAUUUUUUUAAAUCAUUUUUUGUUGAAAUCAAUUAAUAUGAGCAAUUCUUUAUAAUCUGAGCAAUGCAAAAUUCGAAAAUCACUAAUAUGAGCAAUGCUAGGUCAAUGUUCACAAAAUUCGGUUUUAAAACAUGAAAAAUCUCAUUUUUCUGAAAUUAAUUAAUCUGAGCAAUUCCAGACUGCCUAAAAGUUGAUUUGAGCAAUCCUAAAGAUCCUAUUUUCAAUGCGAACUAUAGAAAUCCCUUAAUAUGAGCAAUGAUAUUAAAUUUUUGGGUUUCCAAGCUAAACAUGAGCAAUGCUCUAAAAAUAACGAAUUUUCCCAUAUUUUUUUCAAUUUUAACCUGAAAACACUGUAAAAAUCUGAAAUUUUUAGAAGAAAAGUUGAAAUUUUUUUGAAACAGUGAAAACUUUUCUCUAAAAAAAGAGCAUUUUCCACGUGGCCAUUUAAAUGGGUUACUGUAAACUACAAAAUUUCAGAAUAAAUUUACAGUAAUCCUGUUUAUUUCGAUUUUUAGCGCUAAAAACUGUGCCACGUGGAUUUGAGUGGAUUACUGUAGAAAAUAAUCUAAUAAAGUAAAAAAAUCAAAUUUUUUGUGAAGAAUUAGGUUCGAGACAAAUUUACUGUUUCAAAUUUUCACUAAAAUUUUAUAUUCUGAUAACAUUUUUUUCAGAUGUGCGACUAUGUCUAUCAAUUAGCCACCCUCUUCCACGACUUUUACAACGAAUGUUAUGUGAUCGAGAAAAAAGAGGGAGAAGCUCCAAUUGUGCAUUUCCAUCGUUUGGCACUUUGUGAAGUUACCGCAAAUGUCAUCUCGACUUGUUUCAAGAUUUUGGGAAUUCGUGAAGUUCCGAAGAUGUAA
Molecule: messenger RNA, 7504 nt
Organism: Caenorhabditis angaria
Lineage: Eukaryota; Metazoa; Nematoda; Chromadorea; Rhabditida; Rhabditidae
Source: the annotation of a GenBank genome assembly